Molecule: messenger RNA, 1410 nt
Organism: Aspergillus steynii IBT 23096
Lineage: Eukaryota; Fungi; Ascomycota; Eurotiomycetes; Eurotiales; Aspergillaceae
Exons: 9
Coding region: 91-1410 (439 amino acids)
Source: RefSeq, a predicted model, not a curated record
GAAAGACAAACCUCAAGCAUAUUGAACCCGAUCUUCUUGUCCUACGUCGCCACUCUGUGUGUGGGAUAUGCUUAUGCUAUAUCCAUAACCAUGGAGACGACGGCGAGCAUCAUCGCUGUUAUUCAACUGACGGGAAUCAUCGUGAAGCUAUGCGGAGGUUAUAUUCGAGAGGUGAAGGAUGCAAGAGAUGAAGUUCUCAACCUCCAACGGGCGGGAAAAUUUCUACCCGUAUCCUCACGGCUAGCGAGCGAUAUUACUGAUUGCCUUGCCGACCUCCAAGCCCUGGAAACGAAACUAGAUCCGGGAAAAGGAAAAAGUCUAAUAAGGAAAGUUGGGUUACGUGCCCUGAAGUGGCCCUUAAGAAAAAUAGAGGUGGAAGUGGAUCAGACUAUAGCUGAGAAUAACGACCUUCGAAAAUUGGAAGCCUCAACUAAUGCAGGCUUUAAGUUGUUCUCCGAUCGAGAUGAAAUCGAAUGUCUUCAAGGCACAAGGACUGAGCUCCUCCAGGAAAUAAUGGAAUGGGGAAUGGCUGGGACUGGAAAAUCUAUAAUAUCCCGGACCGUGUCAAGCUUCUUUUUUAAAAGGGGUGAAGGGGACCGAGGGAAUACAAAGAAAUUUUUCCCGACCUUAGCAAGUCACCUUGUUUUGUGGAAUCACGAGCUAAGGCCUGAGAUUACAUCGAAAUCACUCCGAGAGCAGUUCGAGAAACUACUCCUUCAACCACUGCUGAGUCUUGACCAACUCAGCCGACAACCUCAAACUACUGUGAUAGUAGUUGAUGCUUUGGAUGAAUGCGAACAUGACCGAGAUACCCGAAACAUUGUUCGACUCCUACCUCUUCUACAAAAUAUGAAAUCGGUUCGCCUUCGGGUUUUCUUGACUAGCAGGCCUGAACUCCCAAUCCACUUCGGGUUCUCAGAUAUCGGGAGUAAUGAAUAUCUGGAUCUUGCCCUCCAUGAGAUACCCGAGAAAGUGACUGAACGCGAUAUACAGUUAUUCCUGCAACAUCGAUUUGCCCAAAUCAAACGUGAUAAGAGAGUUAUCCAGGACUGGCCUAGCGAUGAGGCCAUCCAGGAAUUGGUCAGGAUAUCUCUUCCACUGUUCAUUUCAGCUGCGACUGUGUGCCGCUACAUUGAGAUCUCUAAAUUGGAACCUAAACUGCGCCUUGCAGAGCUUCUCAAGGACCAAAGAAAAUAUCUUCUACAGGAGUUUCAGGAUAUCGUGGGUGUUAUUAUUCUUCUGGAAGCACCACUUUAUAUUAACACACUAUUGAUAUUCCUUGGGAUGGAAGCGGAUCGGAUCUCCAAUCGCUUAGAAUCAUUCCAGUCAGUUUUAAGCAUUCCCGAUGAUCUAGAUCAGCCUCUAUUUACGCAGGGACAUUUGCAAGCUCAUCGAGCCUGGAGUGCUUAA